CUUUCCUGUAAACCUUCCGAAGUUUCAACAUUCAAAUAUUAAUUAAAGAGCCCAAUUUAGACGGACGACUUUGUCUCCAUCUUAAAUCCUCCGACGCGCCUUUCUGUCAUCUUGAUCCUUAUCUUUCCCUCUCUAUAUCUAUUUGUUUUCGUUUCUCUUUCUUGUGGGUAACUUUCUCCAUCUCUGUAUAUAUUUGUUUCCCUCGCUCUUUCUUGUGGGUAACUUUCUCCAGGCGGGAGGAGGAACUAGAAACUCUCUGCAGUGUCCUGUUCUGGAGGCUCUAAGGGCCUAUCCACUGGUGGUAAUUUGAAAAGCAAGACAGCAUCAUCCACAAGGAGGAGAGAAAACAACUUUUCACUGUUCUACAGAGUGCAAGAGGUUCAACAGUGCCUACUCACAUGAUCGCGUUUGGGGUCGUCAAUAUGAAGCAUAUUUUGAACAUCCUUUGUUUUUCUUCCGUUCUUCUCGCAGUUAUUGCUGUCGGCCCACCAACUUGUCCGGUAGACGUUGAAGCCGAAUGCACCGUUGGCGGCUCAGACAACUGGAAAGGGGAGUUUUUCCCUGGUGUUCCGCAAAUUCAAUAUGAGGGCCCGUCAAGCAAAAAUCCUUUAGCAUUCAAGUGGUACAAUGCAGAUGAAGAGAUUCUUGGAAAGAAGAUGAAGGACUGGCUGAGAUUUAGUGUUGCCUUUUGGCAUACAUUUCGUGGUACUGGUGGAGAUCCUUUUGGAAUGCCUACAAAGAAUUGGCCUUGGGAGGACGGUACUAAUUCGCUGGCAAUGGCCAAAAGAAGGAUGAGGGCAAAUUUUGAGUUCAUCAAGAAACUUGGUGUUGAGAGGUGGUGCUUUCAUGACCGGGACAUUGCCCCAGAUGGGAAGACACUUGCAGAGUCAAAUGCUAACUUGGAGGAGGUGAUAGCUGUUGCAAAGCAACUGCAGGAAGGAACUAGCAUUCGCCCUUUGUGGGGCACUGCUCAGUUGUUCAUGCAUCCCCGAUAUAUGCAUGGAGCAGCUACAAGCCCUGAGAUUGGUGUUUAUGCCUAUGCUGCAGCUCAAGUCAAGAAAGCCAUGGAGGUGACACAUUAUCUUGGAGGUGAAAACUUUGUAUUUUGGGGUGGGCGAGAGGGCUACCAGUCUCUUUUAAACACUGACAUGAAAAAGGAGCUUGAUCACAUGGCAAGCUUUCUCCAAGCAGCAUCAGAUUGGAAGAAAAAGAUUGGUUUCAAUGGAACCUUGCUUAUAGAGCCAAAGCCUCAAGAGCCUACAAAGCACCAGUAUGAUUGGGAUGCUGCGACAACAAUAGGCUUUCUUCAAAAGUAUGGUCUUACAGGAGAGUUCAAAUUAAACAUCGAAUGCAACCAUGCAACACUCUCUGGUCACAGCUGCCACCAUGAGCUUGAGACAGCAAGAAUAAAUGACAUGCUUGGAAACAUUGAUGCGAACACUGGGGAUCCUCAAAUAGGGUGGGACACUGACCAAUUUCUUACUGAUAUUGGAGAGGCUACCUUGGUCAUGUUGAGUGUAGUUCGAAAUGGAGGACUUGCUCCUGGUGGCUUCAAUUUUGAUGCGAAACUGCGCCGAGAAAGCAUAGAUGUUGAGGACCUGUUUAUUGCCCAUAUCUCUGGCAUGGAUACUCUAGCUCGUGGCCUCCGCAAUGUUGCUAAACUGCUAGAGGAUGGUGCGUUGGCUGAGCUAGUGGAGAAGCGAUAUUCAAGUUUUAAUUCAGAACUUGGAGAUCUGAUUGAGGGAGGAAAAGGUGAUUUUGAGAUGCUUGAGAAGGUGGCCCUGGAAUCGGGUGAACCAUCAGUCCCUUCUGCAAAGCAGGAGCUUGCUGAGAUGAUCUUUCAGUCGGCAUUAUAAUUGAAGUGGUGUGGGCUUGUCCUGUGGCUGACAGGAAAAUGUGCAUAAAGUUUUACUUUUGUUCUCAUUUGGGCAAGAUAUAGAGAAUAGAACCAGUUAGUAUUAGUUUAGCACCUUUAUGUUCAUCCCAACCUUUUGAAUUGUUAUCCAGAAUAAAGCAUGACCACAACACAGAGUGUGAAGUCUUGUUUGAGUGAGUCCGAGUUAUUUCUCUGUUUAUCUUCUCUUUUUCUCUGUUUGCCUUCUCUGUCCUGAGUUUGUAGGCACAUUUGAUAGGGUCCACCGCUCUGUCCAACACUGGCAUAAAGGGAGAGUACUCAGGAGUGGUGAAUGCAGAUUAUGUCACUUGGUGUGGUAGCUUUGUAAUGCCGUCAAGACUACUCAUUUCCUGGUUAAUGUAUUACUUUCAGCAGUGCACUUGAAUGAUUGCUGGGGGCACGUGGGUCCUUAGUGGAUUUUGUAUGCGGUUCCCUUUAGUUGUUAAACUGCUGCUUCCUGGUUUCACCAGCCAUGGCUUACUGUCUGAGAGUGAAUGGCCUAGUUGGGCACAGAUUGCUUA
Molecule: messenger RNA, 2415 nt
Organism: Nymphaea colorata (pocket water lily)
Lineage: Eukaryota; Viridiplantae; Streptophyta; Magnoliopsida; Nymphaeales; Nymphaeaceae
Product: xylose isomerase
Exons: 22
Coding region: 399-1856 (485 amino acids)
Biological process (GO): carbohydrate metabolic process
Molecular function (GO): xylose isomerase activity
Source: RefSeq, a predicted model, not a curated record